This is a messenger RNA of Emys orbicularis (European pond turtle), 7983 nucleotides long. It is a transcript of the gene POLQ, whose product is annotated as DNA polymerase theta. Gene Ontology annotation, biological process: DNA-templated DNA replication; double-strand break repair via alternative nonhomologous end joining. Bases 1 to 7983 code for a protein of 2660 amino acids. Gene Ontology annotation, molecular function: DNA-directed DNA polymerase activity; DNA binding; ATP binding. The transcript has 30 exons. Lineage: Eukaryota; Metazoa; Chordata; Testudines; Emydidae. The record is from RefSeq and is a predicted model, not a curated record.
AUGGCUGAGCGGGAAGAUGGCGGCGGUUUGGUGAUGGGGUCUAGUUCCCGGGCUGGUGGCGCCAGGAGGCCAAGACGGGGCGGCCUGGCCCGUUCCCCACCCGCUCCCGGGGGCUGCAGCCACUUCGGGUCUGCGGCCCCCGCCCGGCCUGUGCUGAGUCCCCCGCCCGGCCUGGAGCGCUCCCUGUGGGGCAGCGGCAGCCCGAGCCGCUCAGGGCGAUGCCAACAGAUGAAUAUUCCUGAUGACCAAGCAGACAAGCUGCUCCUAGCAAGCUGGGGGCUUCCUGAAGUAGUUCUGGAGAAAUACCACAGUCUGGGAGUAGUGCAUAUGUUUGAAUGGCAAGUAGAGUGCCUGAUGCUUGGACAAGUCCUGGAGGGGAAGAACCUAGUUUACUCAGCUCCUACUAGUGCUGGGAAGACGCUAGUUGCUGAGUUACUCAUCUUGAAGAGAGUCCUGGAGACCCAUAAGAAAGCUCUGUUCAUCCUCCCCUUUGUCUCUGUGGCCAAAGAGAAAAAGUAUUACCUGCAGACUCUGUUUCAGGAGGUGGGUGUGCGGGUAGAAGGCUAUAUGGGAAGUACUUCCCCUGCUGGACGUUUCUCAGCACUAGAUGUUGCUGUCUGCACCAUUGAGAGAGCCAACGGACUAAUCAAUAGACUCAUAGAGGAGAACAAGAUGGACUCACUGGGGAUGGUGGUUGUGGAUGAGUUGCACAUGCUGGGAGAUUCUCACCGAGGAUAUCUGCUGGAACUCCUGCUGACCAAAGUUCGAUUUGUUACAGAGAAAGUUGCUAAAAGACAGACAAAGGAGAAAAGUCCUGUUUUUGACAGCAUACAGAUAGUAGGCAUGAGUGCCACCCUCCCUAACCUGGGUCUUCUGGCCUCCUGGCUGAAUGCUGAGCUGUACCAUACUGAUUUUCGCCCUGUACCCCUUAUGGAGUGGGUGAAAAUUGGCCGUAAUAUUUAUGACUCUUCAAUGAAGCUCGUGCGGGAAUUCCAACCCAUGCUGCAAGUGAAGGGAGAUGAAGACCAUGUGGUGAGCCUGUGUUACGAGACCAUUCGCGAUGGCCAUUCAGUCCUACUCUUCUGUCCAUCCAAGAACUGGUGUGAAAAACUGGCAGACAUCAUAGCCAGGGAGUUCUACAAUCUGCAACACUGGUCCCUGCAGCAGUCUGAGAGGUUUACCAAAACCUCAGCACUUUCACCAGUUGCCUUGGACAAGGAAGGAAUAGAAGAGGUGAUGGACCAGCUAAGGCGCUCGCCGUCCGGUCUGGACUCUGUGCUCCAGCGUACUUUACCAUGGGGAGUGGCAUUUCAUCAUGCAGGUCUUACUUUUGAUGAACGGGAUAUCAUUGAAGGGGCCUUUCGCCGGGGGUUGAUUCGAGUCCUGGCAGCAACAUCCACCCUUUCUUCUGGGGUGAAUCUGCCUGCACAUCGGGUAAUUAUCCGAACACCUGUGUUUGGUGGCAGACUCCUGGACAUCCUAACUUACAAACAGAUGGCUGGGAGGGCUGGCAGGAAAGGAGUAGACAUAGUGGGUGAGAGCAUUCUAGUGUGCAAGUCCUCUGAGAGAUCGAAAGGCAUUGCUCUGCUUCAGGGAUCACUCAAGCCUGUCCACAGCUGUUUGUUCAGAGGAAAGGGGGAAGGGGUUACAUCUAGCAUGAUACGAGCGAUCCUGGAGAUCAUAGUGGGUGGAGUGGCCAGCACUCCAGAUGAUGUGCGGACCUACGCUUCCUGCACACUCCUUGCUGCCAGUCUGGAAGGCAGCGAUCAGAAAAGUGAGAGAGAUGAAGACAGAGCUCAGAAUGGAGCUGUUGAGGCUUGUGUGAGAUGGCUGCUAGAGAAUGAGUUCAUCCAGAUUUUAGACUCUGGCAAUGGAAUGAAAGCAGAGGUCUAUCGUCCAACACAUCUUGGCACUGCUACUCUUUCCUCUUCUCUGUCACCAACUGAGGCCCUGGGAAUCUUUGCUGACCUCCAGAGAGCCAUGAAGGGUUUUGUCCUGGAGAAUGACCUGCAUAUUCUCUAUUUGGUCACUCCUGUGUACGAGGAGUGGACCACUAUUGACUGGUAUCAGUUUUUCUGCCUGUGGGAGAAGCUGCCUUCAUCUAUGAAGCGAGUGGCUGAGCUGGUGGGAAUUGAAGAAGGCUUCCUGGCUCGCUCUGUAAAGGGCAAAAUCAUAGCUAAAACAGAGAAACAGCACAGGCAAAUGGCCAUUCAUAAAAGGUUUUUCACCAGCCUUGCCCUACUGGAUUUAAUCAGUGAGGUUCCCUUAAAGGAUAUUACUAAGAAAUAUAACUGUAGUCGUGGCCAGCUUCAGUCCUUGCAACAGUCUGCUGCCACCUAUGCAGGGAUGGUAACAGUUUUCUCUAACCGUCUGGGAUGGCACAACAUGGAACAGUUGCUCUCCCAGUUCCAGAGUCGCCUCACCUUUGGUGUCCAGAGGGAGCUGUGUGACCUGGUUCGGGUAUCUCUGCUGAAUGCACAGUAUGCCAGAGCUCUUUAUAAUGCUGGCUUCAUCACAGUGGCUGAUCUUGCUAAAGGAAAUACUGCUGAAGUGGAAACUGCCCUGAAGAAUGCUGUACCAUUCAAAAGCAUUCGUAGGGCAGUGGAUGAAGAUGAAGAGGCAGCUGAGGAGCGUCGGAAUACCCACUGUAUCUGGAUGGUGGGAAUGAAGGGCUUAACCGAAAGUGAAGCAGCAUCCCUUAUUGUGGAGGAAGCUAGAAUACUCCUACAACAGGACUUGGCUAUGAUGGGAGUGCAAUGGAGCCCAGAUUCUUUUCUUGAGUCUGAUACAUCUUCCAUGACCAGCAGUGAAUCAGAGCUGGAGGACAGAAAAUGUAAACUGAAUGGGGAAUGUUCACUAGGGAUUUUAAAAGUAUUCAGCAAUGAAGGGUACAGAAUUCUACCUGAUAAAGGCACCCAUUUUCAAGCUGGGAAUUCAUCAAAUAUUAAAAAGGGAAAUAAAAGGCUGUUAAGUGGUAGUAUGUCAAACCCCAGACCCCAAAAUGAAUUGCAGGAAGAUCACACCCAGACAAAGGAGAGAAAUGGUGAUGUCAUUGUAUACAGCGCUAGAAAGCGGCCAAAUUUGGGCAAAGGUAAAGAAAACAGGGAAGUUACUUUUCUGACCAAAAGUGAGGCAGGCUCUGGGGCAACAACUCAAGAAUUCCCUACUGAAAAGGUGAAAAGACCAACUUUGAACUUCACUUCACGGAAAACUUCUAAGGCAUCUGGGUACAGGAGGACUAUGGACACUAGUUUCAGUCAAACUGAGGGCAAAAGCACUGUUUCAAAACAGCAUCAGUUGCUGCUUGAUGAGUCAAGGAUGCACACAACAGAGAUAAAUGGGCCCUCUGUAUCCAGUCGUAGCAAGUCUAAAGCUAAGUCUUUUUCAGAUCGAAAGAACAAGGAAUUUGGAGAAAACGAAUCAUCUGCUCACAAGCUCUUCACUGUCAAAGGCUCAGAAUCUUUACAGGUGGACGAAAUGCAACCAGAGAGCAAAGAGAUAAUGGCGGAAUUACUUACAGAGCCUUCCACUACUAAUAAAUCCAAUCCUAAAGAAACAGUGAAUCCCCUGGAAGCUAGGGAUACUGUAGUGAGGGAUGCUCCACCCACGAAUAUGGAGACAGAUGAUACUAUGCGAGACCUGGGAAUUUCUAGCAGGUCAGCGAAAAAUGAAUACAUGGGUGUUAAACAGAGCAAAAUCCAACCAGUUACAAACUGUGCUGAAAAGAUACCUGCCAAAGAACAAAUGGUUCUAGGCACAGAACUUUGUAAUGAUGGAGCCAGCAGUUCUGCAAACAUGCACGUGAGCACUAGUGCUAGCAAACAGAAAACUGUUUAUUUUUACCCUGAUGAAAAUAAAUCCUUUCAUUUUCAAAUUCAAAAUGAUGGCAAAACAUGUACUGAAAAGCCCAAUGGAAUAUUGUUACAAACUGGAGGCGUGGGUAAAGCAGAUAAUCAGCCUGAGGAUUUUCUGAAAGACUCCACAGUAAAAUCCAGAGCUAUUUGUGUUGCAAAAGAUAUUAAAAAUGGUUAUUCUCCUGAUCUGUAUUCAGCUUCCAAAGAAUUUGAAGACAGCUUCCAGUUGGAUACACAGACUGAUAGGCUAUUACAACAGCAGGUGGCAGCUGAAAUUGCAAGACAGCAGGGAGAAAAAGAUACAGAGCGGGCAGAGAUACCUGUGCAGAAAAUCUCCAUGAAACUACACUGUGCCAGCACUUUACAAAAUGAAGAUGUUGCAAAUGAAAAGCUAGCUGCAGCACUUAGAAAAGUGGUCUGUUCAAAUCUUGGGACAAGAAAUACCACGAAAGAAACCACAGAUUUACAUUGCACUAAUGCUUUGGGCUCUAGAAGCCCUAAUUUACAGCCUGCAAUCAAAUGCACAGAAUCUGCAUUUUGCUUUAAAGGAAAUGAUUUUUCUUUCACUGACUCACAACUAUGUAGCUUUUUACAAGGUUAUCAGACCCAAAAUUCAGUGAAGGAAAGUGCUUCUCAGAAGGCAGUCUCUCCCGCCAAUGCCCAGUGCCCUCACACUGUGCUUGUACAAGUUGAGUGCCAUCCCCCUCCUGAAACUGGUCUGAAUAUGAGUGACAGUUUAUUGUUUGAUGAUAGCUUCAGUUAUGUCAAUGGCCCUCCAGAUAUGCACACAGAUGAGGCUGAAGGGGCAGAAUCUGGGGAACAGAAGGUUGUGACUCCUCCCUCUAAAGCCACUUCCAGCUCUCUUGCUGAUAUUUUGCAUCAGCAGAACCUGGAACCCAUUCGGGAUAUAUUAACUGUCAGUGUAAACUGGAAUGAGCAUCAGCAUCCAGCACAGUGUAAUGAUGUGUCUGUUAUAUUAUCUGAUAUAGAUUCUUUGCAGAUAGCUGAAGCUUUAGGUAAUGUAGACUUGCCUCCUUGUCAAGGAGACAGUCUGUCUGCAGCUCUUGUUGAGCUAGGGUUAAGAAAACUAAGGCGUGAGGAGGAUGAUCCUAGACCAGAGGGGACAAGACUGGAUCAAGGUGAAAGGCCCCAGAAUGCCCAACAAGCUGUGCAAAAGAAUACCAAUCCAGUGGUAUGGUCUGAUCAUUCAUUUGACAUAAGCCCAGGGUUGCAAGAUAUUUUAGACAGAUGGCCUAGUCCUUCAGAUAAUAAACCUGUUGUUUUAAGUCCAAGUGUCUCCUCCUCAAAAGGAAAGUUCGUAAUCUCAAACAGUAAACAAGAGCCAGGUGCAAUUUCUGAAUUCAGCUAUUGUCAGAGAGAGUCAUUAUCUACUUGCCAGGGUUUAAAGAACUAUUUCAAAGUUAGAGAGAGCAAUAAGGGAGCCCUGGAUGUUCAGAAACCAGCUUAUAACCCUCUGCUGCUCAAAGGAAGCAACAGAAUAUCUGACCCCCAACCGGAUAUCAGAAAAGGACUUAUUCCUCCAACGCCUCCUAAGGAACCUGUUCCAAAAAGUUUUGGCACAUCUUCUCUAACGUUUGGAAAAAACAAAAAUGUCAGCCGCAUAGAUGAAGUACCACCUUUUCAGCCACUGCAGAAUGGCAAACCUAGUUCAGACCACCAUAUAGAAACACUGCCAUUUAAGCCUGGUAAUGGAGAAACAUGUGAGGUUUUGCUUGAGACUAACCCUGUAAAAGACAAUUCUGUUAUAGACCAAGGCUUUUCAUUGCAAUUAUCUCAACAUGUUUUGCCACUUAUUUCAUGCAGUGCUGAAAGCUUCACUAUUAUUGAUGUGGCAAGUGACAAAGCUCUCUUCCAGACCUUCAUCAGAGAGUGGAGGAACAAUAGCAGAUUUGCCAUCUCGGUGGCUUGUGAAAGAACAAAAUGUCUCUUGUCCACCAAGUCAACUAUAGGUGGCAGAUUCAAACAAGUAAGAUCUCCCCAGCGGAUCCAGGUUAAAGAUGAUGGGUUUCCUAUCAAAGGCUGUGAAGACAUCUUGGUAGUUGGAUUGUCUGUAUGCUGGGGUGGAAAGGAUGCCUACUAUAUCUCAUUGCAGCAGAAACAAGAUGACCAGACUGAAAUCAGUGCCAGCUUGGCACCACCUCCUUUGGAUCAGAACCUGUCUGUGACUGAGAGAUUAUGUCAAGUACAGUCCUGCUUGCAGAAGGAAUCUGAGAGCGCGCACUCACUUGUCAUGUACAACCUCAUCCAGCACUAUAAGACCCUUCUGUUGGCUUGUGGCAUCUCCCUGGAAGGAAGUUUUGAGGACCCAAAGGUAGCAUGCUGGCUGCUGGAUCCUGGCUCUAAGGAGCGUACCCUUCACAACAUGGUAACCAACUUUCUCCCUCACGAACUGCCCUUGCUUGAAGGGAUGGGAACUGGCCAAGGAGUUCAGAGCCUGGGACUUAGUGCCAAUGCUGAUUACUCUGGCCGGUACCGAGCAGCCAUAGAAUCUGUGCUCAUCUUCAACACCAUGAACCAACUCAAUUCCUUGUUGCAGAAGGAAAAUCUAACAGAUGUUUUCCAUAAAGUGGAGAUGCCCACCCAAUACUGCUUGGCCCUGCUGGAACUGAAUGGAAUAGGUUUUAGCACAACAGAGUGCGAGACCCAAAAACAUGUCAUGCAAGCUAAACUGAAUGAGAUUGAGGCCCAGGCUUAUCAGAUGGCAGGCCACAGCUUCUCUUUGACCAGCCCUGAUGACAUUGCAGAGGUCUUGUUUUUGGAGCUGAAGUUGCCACCAAAUGGAGACGUGAAAAUACAAGGGAACAAGAAAACUCUGGGUUAUACCAGAAGAGCUACUGCUAAUGGAAACAGGGUCAGGUUGGGCAAGCAGUUCAGUACGACCAAGGAUGUUUUGGAAAAAUUAAAGGCCUUACACCCAUUACCGGGCCUGAUUCUAGAAUGGAGGAGGAUCACCAAUGCAAUGACCAAAGUAGUGUUUCCACUGCAGAGGGAGAAACGUUUGAAUCCUGCACUGGGGAUGGAGAGGAUCUAUCCUAUAUCUCAGACUCACACUGCUACAGGUCGCAUAAGCUUCAUAGAACCUAAUAUCCAGAAUGUGCCGAAAGACUUUGAGAUUGAAAUGCCAACCGUGGUUGGAGAGAGCCCACCGUCCCAAGCACGAGGGUGUGGUGCUACUUUUCCUGGGGGCAGAGGUAGAAAGCGGUGCAGUACCUUGCCUUGUGGCCUCAAGGUUUUGGCUGAUGAAGGAACCAAAGAAAGAGGGAUGCCAUUUUCUGUUAGCAUGAGGCAUGCUUUUGUUCCUUUUCCAGGAGGUUUAAUCUUGGCUGCUGAUUACUCCCAACUCGAGCUGAGGAUCCUUGCUCACUUGUCUCGGGACCGCCGGCUCAUUGAGGUCUUGAACAGUGGAGCUGAUGUCUUCAAGAGCAUUGCAGCUGAGUGGAAGAUGAUUGAUGCUGAAGCUGUUGGAGAUGAGAUAAGGCAACAAGCCAAGCAGAUUUGCUAUGGAAUCAUCUAUGGAAUGGGAGCUAAAUCUUUAGGAGAACAGAUGGGUAUUGAGGAAAAUGAUGCUGCCUGCUACAUCGAAUCCUUCAAAUCCAGAUACCCAGGGAUUCAAAAAUUCCUGAGGGAGACGGUGAAGAAAUGCAGCAGGGAUGGUUUUGUGCAGACCAUCCUGGGGAGGCGCAGAUACCUGCCAGCUAUCAAAGAUCCAAACCCUUACAGCAAAGCUCAUGCAGAGCGCCAGGCUGUGAACACAGCAGUUCAGGGUUCUGCUGCUGACAUUGUCAAAACAGCCACUGUGAACAUUCAGAGGCGGCUUGAAGCAUUCCCCUCGGCAGUGAAGUCCCAUGGACAUCUGGAGAGCUCAUUCCAGAGCAACAGGGCAGGAAGGUUAGAGAGGAGAAGAAACAGAGGGAUGUUACAGAGUGGAGGUUUCUUCGUCCUCCAGCUCCAUGAUGAGCUCCUCUAUGAGGUUGCAGAAGAUAGUGUAAUUCAGGUAGCUCAGAUUGUCAAAUUUGAGAUGGAAAAUGCCAUAAAACUCUCAGUGAAGCUGAAUGUUAAAGUGAAAAUUGGGCCUAGCUGGGGAGACCUGCAGGAGCUGGAGUUGUGA